UUGUUCCACUCUAGCAGCACGUAAAUAUUGGCGUAGUGAAAUAAAUAUUAAACACCAAUAUUAUUGUGCUGCUUUAGUGUGACAGGGAUAUAGCAACUCAUUUCUGUUUGUUAUUUCCCUUUAAGAUAACAGUUUAGAUAAAAAUCUUUUGAUAAUCUGUCCCUUUUGUUUAUUGAUAUUUAAAUAUAAAAUAAUAUAAAAACCAUAUACUUGAUAUCACAACAAGUUUUCCUGGGUACCUAAUGUAAUAUUUUUAACAUUAUACUUGCAUAAAGGUUUACUCUGGGUGAAUUUAAUUUGUUUAUGAGGACCUAAUUUCUUAAACCAAUACUGUUAGUAUCAGUUCUUAGAAAUAUAAACACUAGGUUCCUGGUAUUUUUUUUUUAUUAUUAGACCUUGUAUUUUAUUUGUUUCUUGCUUUUUGCUUGCUUGUUUGUUUAUUUUUCCACUUUUGGUGUGAUUAUGGAAGUAAAAGUAUAUUCUGAUAGUGUAACAGAAGGAAAAUUUUGUCUUUCCUACUUUUUUUUUUUUUUAAAUACAGCCUUGUUAGGGACUAUGAAAUUGCUGUUUUGAUUUAAAGGCUUUUUUUAAAAUACUAUCCCAGUCUACUAAGAGCAUAAAUAAAAUGUAAAAAGAGAGAUUGUUAUGCAGAGCAGCUGUGCCUUGUACAGUACAUCUUGUGCUACUGAUUUUGAAAAUAAGUUGGGAGUUUCAAUGUGAUUUAAAAUGUUCUGUUGUGUAACUAAGUGUUCCACUAACAUACUUUUCACAAAUUUCACAUUAUAUUCUUAAGGCAUUAUUAUUAUUUGAGGCAUACACAGUAUAAAAGACAAAUGAUAAUUUUCUAGAAUACCCCUUAAAUAUCAGAACAGUGCAUUUACAAUAAUUUAGUGAACCAGUGUUACUUAAAAGUAAAUAUUGAAAAGAAUCAGUUGCAGAUAUAUGUGUAAAUAAGAUUUGGAUUUAUAUAGCUGUAAUCUUAUGCCACUGUAGGUAUUUUGCUUUGUUUUUUAAAUGAAUUGUACUGUUUAUAGAUUUCCAUUUUUUCAGGAAUUUGGCUUAAUUAAUUGGAUAAAAAGUUGUAUUUCUUUAUAAUCUUAAAUUUAAUGGUGGUAACAGUUUUGUAGGGAAUUAUACUAAUCUUUGGUUUAUUCUUUGCUGUGUGCUUUAUUUUAUUCUGAGAUCAGUUUUAUGCCAGUACAAAAUAGACUAUAUUUUAGAUCUUGUAAAGUUUUUGUACAAUUUACUUCUACAUAAUUUGCUAAUGAAGAAAACUGAUAAAGUAAAUUCCCAAAGAGAUAAAUAAGUUGUUGAGCUUAUAUUAACGCCUACUUCUAGAGUACUAAAGAUGAUUGAUUGUUGGUCCUCCUAACUGAACCCUUGUCACAAUUAAACUUUUAUAUUCUUUCCAAAGAAUACUAAGUUGAACAUUCUAAUUAACAUUCAGUUUGAUUUGGUUGAACUUAGAUAAGAACUUUAGCAACUAGAUAGAACUCAGAAUUCUAUUAAAUUUGAAAGUGGAAGUAGUUUCUGAGUUUUUCUUAGCUCCUUAUCAAAAAUCUUUGAUUCUUCAACUAGUAAGAUUUAAAUCGUGUGAAGGAAGGUAAGUACUAUUGUAGCUUUUAUUUCAUUCUCUCUUCACUAACAUUUGUUAGGGGGGGCUAGAAAAUUGAAGAUAGUUAUCAUAGUAUUAGCAUCCAGGGUGUAAGUAUGCAGAGACAGUGAUAAUGAUUACAUCAUAUGUAAUCUAAAUUUAGAAAAAGCAAGUUUUUAAAUAUUAAAAUGAACUAAAUUUUAGAAAUGGAAAAGGCUUUUAUACUAGUUAUAGAUUGAUGUUUCUUUAAGCCUUGCUAUUAUCCAGAUCCAGGUUUCACUGUUUAAAUGUGUUUCUAGUGAGGCACUGUGCUAAGAUUAGUCUAAAAAUGCAUAAAGGCUAUUUCUUAUCCUUAUGGACAGCUAUACAUGGGUGUGUGUACUUCACAAGAAGUCACAUAGUUGGUUGACCAUUGGUUUACAUAGUUUUGUAUGUUCCAGGAGAGACUAUGAUGUUUAAGACUUACUGGCCCAAACAAGAAAGGUUUUAUUAUUAGCCGCCAUUUGUCUGUCCCUGAGCAUCCCAUCUCCCACUCCCGUGCCUUUUCCUUUGCUGUUACAAUGCUUACAGAGCAGGGAAGCGACAGAAUUUUCUUCAUUCGAGUCAAUAAGUUACCUGGAAAUCAGCCUUAGCUGCUGCUUGGUGAAGUUGAACAGAUUGCUAUGAUGAAACCCAAAGGCCAGACUGAACAUGAUGAAGGUAUGCUUGAGUAUUUAGAAGAUAUAAUUGGCUGUGGACGGCUAAAUGAACCUAUUAAAGUCUUGUGUCGGAGAGUUGAAAUAUUAAAUGAACACAGAGGAGAAAAGUUAAAUAGAGUGAAAAUGGUAGAAAAGGAGAAGGAUGCACUAGAGGGAGAGAAAAACAUAGCCAUUGAGUUCCUUACCCUGGAAAAUGAAAUGUUUAAGAAAAAGAAUCACAUCUGUCAAUACUACAUUUAUGAUCUGCAGAAUAGAAUUGCUGAAAUAACGACUCAAAAGGAAAAAAUUCAUGAAGAUACUAAAGAAAUUACUGAGAAGAGCAAUGUGCUUUCCAAUGAAAUGAAAGCGAAGAAUUCAGCUGUAAAGGAUGUAGAAAAGAAGCUCAAUAAAGUUACAAAAUUUAUCGAACAGAAUAAAGAAAAAUUUACACAACUAGAUUUGGAAGAUGUUCAAGUUAGGGAAAAAUUAAAACAUGCUACAAGUAAAGCCAAGAAACUGGAGAAACAACUUCAAAAAGAUAAAGAAAAGGUUGAAGAGCUGAAAAGUGUACCUGCCAAGAGUAAGACUGUCAUAAAUGAGACAACAACUAGAAACAAUUCGCUUGAGAAAGAAAGAGAGAAAGAAGAAAAAAAAUUAAAAGAGGUCAUGGACAGCCUUAAGCAGGAAACACAGGGGCUUCAGAAAGAAAAGGAGAUUCAAGAAAAGGAACUUAUGGGUUUUAACAAAUCAGUAAAUGAAGCACGUUCAAAGAUGGAAGUUGCUCAGUCAGAACUUGAUAUCUAUCUCAGUCGACAUAAUACAGCAGUGUCUCAAUUAAGUAAGGCGAAGGAAGCCUUAAUUACAGCUUCUGAGACUCUCAAGGAGAGGAAAGCUGCAAUCAAGGAUAUAAACACAAAGCUCCCUCAGACGCAACAGGAACUAAAGGAGAAAGAAAAAGAACUUCAGAAACUGACACAAGAAGAAAUAAACUUAAAAAGUUUGGUUCAUGAUCUUUUCCAAAAAGUUGAAGAAGCAAAGAGUUCCUUAGCAAUGAAUCGAAGUAGGGGGAAAGUACUUGAUGCAAUAAUUCAAGAAAAAAAAUCAGGCAGGAUCCCAGGAAUAUAUGGAAGAUUGGGAGACUUAGGAGCUAUUGAUGAAAAAUAUGACAUUGCUAUUUCAUCCUGUUGCCAUGCAUUGGACUACAUUGUUGUUGAUUCUAUUGAUACAGCCCAAGAAUGUGUAAACUUCCUUAAAAAGCAUAAUAUUGGGAUUGCAACUUUCAUAGGUUUGGAUAAGAUGACAGUGUGGGCCAAAAAAAUGAGCAAAAUUCAAACUCCUGAAAAUACUCCUCGGUUAUUUGAUCUAGUUAAAGUGAAAAAUGAGGAAAUCCGCCAAGCCUUUUACUUUGCUUUACGAGAUACCUUGGUGGCUAACAAUUUGGAUCAAGCUACAAGAGUAGCGUACCAAAGAGACAGACGCUGGAGAGUAGUGACUCUGCAGGGACAGAUCAUAGAACAGUCAGGUACAAUGAGUGGCGGUGGAAGCAAGGUGAUGAGAGGAAGGAUGGGCUCUUCGGUUAUCGAUGAAAUCUCUGUAGAAGAGGUAAAUAAGAUGGAAUCCCAGUUGGAAAGGCAUUCUAAACAAGCAAUGCAAAUCCAAGAACAGAAAGUACAACAUGAAGAAGCAGUAGUUAAGUUACGGCACAGUGAACGAGACAUGAGAAAUACACUGGAAAAGUUCGCUGCAAGCAUCCAGGGCUUAUCAGAGCAAGAAGAGUAUCUGUGUGUACAAAUUAAAGAACUGGAAGCUAACGUUCUUACUACGGCCCCUGACAGAAAACAACAGAAACUGCUGGAAGAAAAUGUCAGUGUUUUCAAAAAAGAAUAUGAUGCUGUGGCUGAGAAAGCUGGUAAAGUUGAAGCUGAGAUUAAACGGCUACACAAUACCAUCAUAGAUAUCAACAACCGAAAACUCAAGGCCCAGCAAAACAAACUUGACACGAUAAAUAAGCAGCUUGAUGAAUGUGCUUCUGCUAUUACUAAGGCCCAAGUAGCAAUCAAGACUGCUGACAGAAAUCUUAAAAAGGCACAGGAUUCUGUUUGCCGCACAGAGAAAGAAAUAAAAGACACUGAAAAAGAAAUAAAUGACUUAAAGACAGAGCUAAAAAAUAUUGAAGACAAGGCAGAAGAGGUCAUAAACAAUACAAAAACUGCAGAGACAUCCUUACCAGAAAUCCAGAAAGAACAUCGUAAUCUACUUCAGGAACUAAAAGUUAUUCAAGAAAAUGAACAUGCUCUUCAGAAAGAUGCACUUAGUAUUAAGUUGAAACUUGAACAGAUAGAUGGCCACAUUUCUGAACAUAACUCAAAAAUAAAAUACUGGCAAAAAGAGAUUUCAAAAAUAAAAUUGCAUCCUGUUGAAGAUAAUCCUGUUGAGACAGUAGCAGUUCUAAGCCAGGAGGAGCUUGAGGCAAUCAAGAAUCCAGAGUCUAUAACAAAUGAAAUUGCACUUUUGGAAGCUCAGUGUCGUGAAAUGAAACCAAACCUUGGAGCCAUCGCUGAGUAUAAAAAAAAGGAAGAUUUAUAUUUGCAAAGAGUAGCCGAACUGGACAAAAUUACUUCUGAAAGAGAUAAUUUUAGACAAGCAUAUGAAGAUCUUCGAAAACAAAGGCUGAAUGAAUUUAUGGCUGGUUUUUACGUAAUAACAAAUAAACUAAAAGAAAACUACCAGAUGCUCACAUUGGGAGGAGAUGCUGAACUGGAGCUUGUGGACAGUUUAGAUCCUUUUUCUGAAGGAAUCAUGUUCAGUGUUCGGCCACCUAAGAAAAGUUGGAAGAAGAUCUUUAACCUCUCAGGAGGCGAGAAAACCCUUAGUUCCUUGGCCUUAGUGUUUGCUCUUCAUCACUACAAGCCCACUCCCCUCUACUUCAUGGAUGAGAUUGAUGCAGCUCUGGAUUUUAAAAAUGUGUCUAUUGUUGCAUUUUAUAUAUAUGAGCAAACAAAAAAUGCCCAGUUCAUAAUAAUCUCUCUUCGAAAUAAUAUGUUUGAGAUUUCAGACAGACUUAUUGGCAUCUAUAAAACAUAUAAUAGUACAAAAAGUGUUGCAGUGAACCCAAAACAAAUUGCGUCUAAAGGACUCUGUUGAAGUUGUUCACACUGAAAAUUUUCAAAUCUAGAUUGGGUGUUCUAGUUUUGUCUGUAAAAGACUGUAAGUUGUAUAAAAUACAUUUUUCUAAAUUGAA
Molecule: messenger RNA, 5512 nt
Organism: Mus musculus (house mouse)
Lineage: Eukaryota; Metazoa; Chordata; Mammalia; Rodentia; Muridae
Gene: Smc4
Product: structural maintenance of chromosomes 4
Exons: 21
Coding region: 2257-5415 (1052 amino acids)
Biological process (GO): chromosome organization; meiotic cell cycle; positive regulation of chromosome condensation
Cellular component (GO): nuclear speck; condensin complex; chromosome
Molecular function (GO): ATP hydrolysis activity; ATP binding
Source: RefSeq, a predicted model, not a curated record